This is a messenger RNA of Alternaria rosae, 1197 nucleotides long. Its product is annotated as endoglucanase IV precursor. Lineage: Eukaryota; Fungi; Ascomycota; Dothideomycetes; Pleosporales; Pleosporaceae. The transcript has 2 exons. The coding region runs from base 245 to 982 and encodes 245 amino acids. The record is from RefSeq and is a predicted model, not a curated record.
AGUAAUAUACUUUUCGGCAUCUUGGUCACUCGGUACCGGUCGUCUGUCUAACUCCAUCGUCGUCUAUUCACUCGUUUUUUUGUGUGUUGUUCAAACUUAUAAGUCGUUCUCUUCUUUCUCUCCAUCUUCGGAUUAUCAGCACGCUCGAUACGCAGGAUCGUAUCUUCACAGCAGCAACACCUCCAAUCUCCCUUUCUUUGAUACCCCCAAACCAAUUCGAAUCGACUCUAUCAUCUUUUUCAAAAUGAAGUACAUCACCUCCGCCCUCGCCUUCGCUACCGCUGUCGCAGCCCACGGCUACGUCAACAACGCUACCAUUGGCGGCAAAGAAUACAUCUUCUACCAACCCUACCAAGACCCUUACAUGACGGACGUGAAGCGCAUCUCGCGACCCAUCCAAGGCAACGGCCCCGUCGAGGACGUAGCCAUCUCCGAUAUCCAAUGCGGUGGCUACGCAGCCGGCGGUAUCAACGGCUCCAAGCCCGCUGCUCUUCAUGCCGAAGCCGCCGCGGGUUCAGACGUCGAGCUCUACUGGACGCUUUGGCCUGAGAGCCACAUGGGCCCUACCAUCACAUACAUGGCCAAGUGCCCCGAUGCUGGAUGCAACAACUGGAUGCCUGAGUCAGCUGCAGUCUGGUUCAAAGUCCAAGAAGACGGCCGCCAAGGCACAUCCGACGUCUGGGGCUCCGACGCGCUCCAAGUCCCCGGCGGCUCCGUCACAUACACGAUCCCCAAGUGCAUCGCACCAGGCUACUACCUCGUGCGCCAUGAAAUCGUUGCGUUGCACGCUGCAUACCAGUACCCUGGUGCGCAAUUCUACCCUGGGUGCCAUCAGCUCAAGGUUACUGGGGGUGGAUCAACGAAGCCAAGUGGGCUUGUUGGUUUCCCUGGUGCGUACAAGGGGAGCGAUGCGGGUAUUACAUAUGAUGCGUACAAGGCGGCUACUUACACUAUUCCUGGUCCUAAGAAGUUUACUUGUUAGAUGGGAGUGGGUGAAGGUGAUUAGGGGCCCUGAGAUACGGGCGCUCUGGGAUGAAGAACCCUGAGAUGGGUUACAAAACGCUUCUUUGUAUAUAUUCGCAGUCGUAUAUAGCUGUCAUUAUGAAUGAAUCUCUGCAUCACACUAAGUAAUACUUGUAUCUGUUUGUAGUGCUUCGUGUCGUGCCGCGUAGUUGGUUCUAUGUUGCAACAUUGUUU